Dichotomopilus funicola is the source of this 930-nucleotide messenger RNA. RefSeq lists its product as uncharacterized. The coding region runs from base 1 to 930 and encodes 309 amino acids. Lineage: Eukaryota; Fungi; Ascomycota; Sordariomycetes; Sordariales; Chaetomiaceae. The record is from RefSeq and is a predicted model, not a curated record. The transcript has 3 exons.
AUGUCCCAGCAAGCGGGUUCGCCCGGUCUCGCACCUCUCUCCCGGCCUGUGACACUGCAAUUGAGCCCGCGCAAGUCGUCCAAAGACCGCAUCCAGGGGAUUCUCGAGACCGCCCGCGACCGCGCCGACUCUCUCGCUUCCAGCCCCAACUCGGCCCACGUCAGUCCCCGAUUACAACCCCUGCUCGAGCGCGAGCGCCGCGCCAGCGACCCCUCCGGCUCAGGAUGGCCCCACGAUCUCAAUAACAGCAAUGGCCAGGGUAAUGGUGAAGACCAUGACGGGGUGAUCACGACCCAGCCCGAGCGGCACCGCUCGCUCAACUACCAGAGCACCGUCGAGACGAAUCCCGCGCCCGGCACGCGGAAGCGGUCGGCGUUGAGCAAUGGGAGUAGGAAGAACUCGGGCGCGCACGGGGCGGGCACGAUACCGUCGUCGCCACGGAUAUCGGGGCGAGGUGCUGGUGAAGAGGAGCUGCGGGAUCGACCGAGGCGGGAGCCGGACGAGCCGUCGUGGAAGAGGAAGUUACGGUAUUUUAAGAGUAUUGAGUUGGAGAAUAAGGGGAGCGUGGCAAGGGAUCAUUUGGCGUUGGAACGCACAUUCCUCGCCUGGCUCCGCACCUCCCUCGCCUUCGCCUCCAUCGGCAUCGCCAUCACCCAGCUCUUCCGCCUCAACACGUCGCUGGCCGACGACUCGCACCAAGCCGACACGCUGCGCCACUUGGGCAAGCCGCUCGGCACGGCUUUUCUAGCUGUCAGUAUUUUGAUUCUGCUGUUGGGAUACAACCGGUUCUUGCAGGGCCAGUACUGGGUUAUCAAGGGCAAGUUUCCGGCGAGCCGGGGCACGAUUAUGUUGGCGGCGCUGAUUGCGUUUACGGUUACGAUGGCGUCGUUGGUGGUGAUUUUGGCGGUGCAGAAUAAUUUUGGGUCGUAG